This is a messenger RNA of Amblyraja radiata (thorny skate), 2068 nucleotides long. It is a transcript of the gene drd3, whose product is annotated as dopamine receptor D3. Gene Ontology annotation, biological process: negative regulation of adenylate cyclase activity; regulation of potassium ion transport; adenylate cyclase-inhibiting dopamine receptor signaling pathway. Gene Ontology annotation, molecular function: G protein-coupled receptor activity; dopamine neurotransmitter receptor activity, coupled via Gi/Go. NCBI's taxonomy places the organism in Eukaryota, Metazoa, Chordata, Chondrichthyes, Rajiformes, Rajidae. The transcript is spliced from 9 exons. The coding region runs from base 602 to 1843 and encodes 413 amino acids. Gene Ontology annotation, cellular component: plasma membrane. The record is from RefSeq and is a predicted model, not a curated record.
UCCGCUGCUCUCAUUCACAGCCAGCUAACAGUUGGCUCCUUGCAGGCUUCACCCUACAGAGAGACGGCUGGCCAGGCGUCCAGUCAGGUCUGAGCCACGAUGAGCGACACGACUCCGGCUAUUACCACGGGUUAGACCUUAUGCUCCCGGGGCAUAUCUGGCGAACUAGGUGCUGAAGUGAAAGAACCGGGGGUGCUUCGGGAUUUAUUAUUGCGCUGAAGAGCGGCGCUGACAGCCCUGGGGACUUGCGACUGGCCGUUCGUUUUUUGCAUGAUGCAGCCUGCCUUGCUGAAUGCAUCCAGCAUUUCCUGGGUUAUCUGAUACAUGCAGUGAGUUAUUUUCUGGUGCAGUGAGGUUGAUUGGCAAUCGUGAACAGCAGUCACAUUGUUGAAACAAUAGCCACAUCUGAUAAUUGUGGGCAACUACUUCCAGAAAAUAACAGAGAGAGCAACUGCAAGGUCAAGGCAGAUCAAACACUCAAAAGUCACUGAUCUAAUGUCCUGCAUAUUUUGCAUCAGAAAAUUCCAAAUCACUUUCUCAUCAUUGGUGUUCAUUGUUCUAGGAAACAACCAGAAUUGUGUUCUCUGGACUUUGAUUCCUGAUGGCCUCCUUUGCGAUGGUAUUUAGAUUUGUCAACACUACGGACCCUCUGCUUGGGUGGCUUAAUUCAACUGAUCGCGACCAUUCACCCAACUACUUUGCCCUGUUCUUCAUACUGCUGAUCUUUGCCAUUGUUUUUGGAAACGUGUUGGUGUGCCUUGCAGUGCUGAAAGAAAAAUCUUUACAAACAACUACGAACUACCUUGUUGUCAGCUUAGCAGUAGCAGACAUGCUGGUUGCUACUUUGGUGAUGCCAUGGGUCGUGUACCUGGAGGUGGUAAGGGUGUGGAGAUUCAGUCAAACAAGCUGUAACAUCUUUGUGACACUGGAUGUUAUGAUGUGUACCGCAAGUAUUUUAAACCUCUGUGCUAUCAGCAUUGACAGGUACACUGCUGUAGUAAUGCCAAUCCAAUAUAAUACAAAUUGCAGUUCCAGGAGGCGGGUGACUGGAAUGAUCAUUGCCGUGUGGAUAUUAUCUUUGGCAGUAUCUUGUCCUCUCCUGUUUGGUUUCAAUACAACAGAUGACCCAAGGUUAUGUUCGAUAUCCAAUCCAGAUUUUGUCGUGUACUCAUCAAUUGUUUCCUUCUACUUGCCAUUUUUAAUCACACUGUUGGUGUAUAUACGUAUUUAUUUUGUACUGAAAAAGAGAAGGAAGCGUAUUAAUCUACGACAAAACACUGUUACUGUGGCUACAAAAGUUGCAGCACAGAGUCAGAUCAUUCAGGAAAAGAAAGAGCAUUUUCCCAAAAUAUUUCAUUCAUUGGCCUGUUUGAACGUUAGCAAGCGAACAGGUCUAUCCCCAAACAGUGAGCUGCAGUCCCCCAUAGGAAUUGCAAAUUACUGCACCAUCAGCCAGGCUUUGUUUGCACAUUCAGAGAACGAAAUUGAGAAAUCGGACAAGAAGAGCGUUUGUGCAACAAAGCGUGCAUCCGAAGUGAAAAACAUGUCCAGCGGAAAAACUGCCACUUCCCUGAGACCCGCGUUAAAACACAGGAACCUGCACACGAGAGAGAGGAAAGUUACUCGGAUGUUGGUUGUUGUGCUGGGUAUGUUCCUCAUUUGCUGGCUGCCAUUUUUUAUCACGCACAUUCUGAACACCCACUGCAAGCGAUGCCACGUGUCACUAGAACUCUACAGUGCUACCACUUGGCUUGGAUAUGUCAACAGUGCAAUAAAUCCCAUCAUCUACACUACCUUCAACACCGAGUUCAGAAGAGCAUUUCUCAGAAUUUUGUCUUGCUAAAUUAAGUCUGAAAGAUGUUACUAAUUAAAGAUAUUGUUAGUUGGGAUUUUAACAUUUAACCUCCCUUAAUCCUAAGCACUGUAAUGAAAUUAUUGCUGAAAUAGAGGUCAGAUCUCAUUUUACAUUAAAUUUGUGCCCAAUAAAAGUACCGAUUUACUUUGUUCAUGUAAAUUUCUUGCCAGUCGCGAUAUUUUUCCAUUAAAACUGAAGCACACCGAUCAGUGA